AUGGAGUUUUUGGGUCGCCUGGACGCGGCCGUGAGGAGAGUCUGGAUCGUCCUCGCCAUGCGACUCGGAAUCCGGAAAACUGGUAAAUCCACUUCCCCCCAGGUUUUCAGAAAGGAAUGAGGUGGUAGGAAUCGGAAGAACAGGUCACUGGACACCUUCCUCAACCUCCUUCCACAGCUCUUUACUACCUUAUUCGCAACUUCUUUCGUCUCAGAUAAACUGAACCUGAAACCCGGCCCUCGCGCAGGGCUUAUGAAGCUGAGGAACGAGAUCAGGACCUGCGAGUACGAGGACAUCCGCGUGAUGUGGGAGCUGCUCAGGAUGAAGGGAGACGGGGUCGGUCAGUACUCGCAGCUGACGCCGUCGCCGUCGAGGAGUUCGCGGCAGCUAUGGUCCGUCUUCAGAUGGGCGGCCCAGGCUCCCCGUCGCUUGUGCAGCAGCUUCUGA
Molecule: messenger RNA, 447 nt
Organism: Spirodela intermedia
Lineage: Eukaryota; Viridiplantae; Streptophyta; Magnoliopsida; Alismatales; Araceae
Source: the annotation of a GenBank genome assembly